Messenger RNA from Ilex paraguariensis (yerba mate), 528 nucleotides. NCBI's taxonomy places the organism in Eukaryota, Viridiplantae, Streptophyta, Magnoliopsida, Aquifoliales, Aquifoliaceae. The record is from the annotation of a GenBank genome assembly.
AUGACCAAGAAUGAUAGAGCAUCAAUUGUGGGAGACGCCAUUGCAUACAUCAAAGAGCUUCUAAGAACAGUUGAUACGCUUAAGAUUCUGGUGGAGAAGAAGAGAUGUGCCAGAGAAAGGAUCAAAAGGCAAAAGACAGAAGGUGAUGCAGGGGACGUAGAGAGUUCUAACAUGAAGCCUCUUGGUGAUCAAGACCAGACCUAUAAUGGGUCACCAUUAAGAAGCUCACGGCUUCAGAGGAAGUCCAAAAAUACCGAGGUUGAUGUUCGCAUCAUCGAUGAUGAUGUGACCAUCAAGCUCAUUCAGCAGAAGAGGAUCAAUUGUCUGCUAUUUGUGUCAAGGGCCCUCGAUGAGCUUCAGUUGGAUCUCCACCAUGUUGCCGGUGGGCUCAUCGGUGAUUGCUACAGUUUUCUGUUCAACACCAAGAUUUUUGAAGGUUCUUCUGUGUAUGCCAGUGCAAUUGCCAGCAAACUCAUUGAGGUUAUGGAUAGGCAGUAUGCAGCUAUUCCACCAACUAAUAGCUAUUAG